AUGACGAACGAAAAGGUCGCUGUGGUCGGCAGCUUCUACGUGGCCCUCGGAUUUGCGCUCCUAGGGCUGGACGCGUGGAACCAGGUGGAUCCGCUGAUGCUGUACCCGUUCGGCCUCGCGCACACCGCCUUCGUGGCCGGCGCUGUGUACUGCCGACAGAAGCUGCGCCGCAAGUUCGGGCUGAGCAUCGGCCCCCUCUCGAGGAAGAAACAACACGACGCGCUGGUCUGGGCUUGCUGCCCCAACUUCCUGGUCGCCGCGCAGGAGGCGCGGCAGGUGGAGCACGUCCGGCUGCCGAGCGAGGAGGAGCAGGCUCGGGGGGUGGAGUUCAGCAGGCUGAACAUCCCGUCUGGGACCUACCAGCCAGACGACGGGAGCCACCUCGACACCGAGAGGACUGACACCACCGUCGCUUCAGACGCGCCACUGAUGCGGCAGUACGAGAACGCGCUGAACCGCGCGCCCGGGCGAGAGGUGGAUCCCAACGCGGGGCUCUAG
Molecule: messenger RNA, 498 nt
Organism: Prorocentrum cordatum
Lineage: Eukaryota; Dinophyceae; Prorocentrales; Prorocentraceae
Source: the annotation of a GenBank genome assembly